Messenger RNA from Trichobilharzia szidati, 3777 nucleotides. The record is from the annotation of a GenBank genome assembly. Lineage: Eukaryota; Metazoa; Platyhelminthes; Trematoda; Strigeidida; Schistosomatidae.
AAACGCGGUUAAAUGAAUUUUAGGUUAUGACCUCAAAUGACCUUCAACACGAGACGUUGAUUCCCGAAGGUUGCCAUUGAGAUGAAUAGUCCACUUCCGUCGCGGUAUACAAAAGUUAGGCAAAAUAUUGUCUCACCGCAAGAAGUUACCUACAGUAAUCAAGAAUUUACGGCUUCAAAUCAAAACUUGUCCUACAGUUUUCGACUGGGGAUUUCAAGUGAUGUUGAGGAUAUUCAGGCUUUCCGCAGAAAUGACGCGCGCCGUCACAGUUACACAGAUGUUCUGUCUCUCACAAAUGAGGAACUUCACCCAGAUAUUUUGUUGGACCAGGAUAUAGAGGGGUUCGAUUAUGACCCUGUUCAAAAUAAGAUAUUUACCGAUGAAGGUUCACGGAGAGCUUCUUAUGAGAAUCGCUUUCAAGCUGCUUUGCUGCGACACCUAGUCUUAUUCUUAAUAGGUGUUUUUACUGGUCUUUCUGCUUGUCUAAUUGAUUAUGGCAUUGAAAUUAUUUCCCAAUCUAAAUACCGAUCAAUCUCCUGGCUAAUCAGUUAUUACCCUCACUCCUUGUGGAUUUCUGUCCCAGGUUUUUUAUGGUGUGUUAUAAACUCAGUCCUCACAGGCGCCGCGGCGACACUGGUCGUCUAUCUAGCCCCAGUUGCUGCUGGAAGUGGAAUUCCUCAAAUCAAAUGUUACCUCAAUGGUCUUAAUAUUCCUCGUGUAAUGCGUUGCCUCACCAUGGUAGUGAAAGGUGUUGGUGUGGUUCUGUGUGUUUCAGGGGGGUUAGCUGCUGGCAAAGAAGGACCAAUGAUACAUAUUGGCUCAGUGAUUGCUGCUGGAUUAUCCCAGGGACGCCUUCGGUUUUGCAAAGUGUCGUUGAAGUGUCUGCAGAUCUUUAGAAAUGAUCAAGAAAAGCGUGAUUUCGUCAGUGCCGGUGCGGCCGCUGGUGUUGCAGCCGCUUUUGGGUCGCCAGUUGGUGGUCUCUUAUUUUCCCUAGAAGAAGGUGCUAGUUUUGUGUACCAGAGGUUAACAUGGACAAUACUCUUUACGUCUAUGGUUUCGAUGUUUACUUUGGCUCUGUUUAAAACCCUCACCCGUACUCAUGUAUUCAAAUUUACUCCAGGAGGUCUUGUCAGCUUUGGUACUCUUGAAUCUUUGAACGACUAUAACGCCUAUGAGAUUCUCAUGUUCUUAGUAAUGGGUUUGAUUGGCGGGUUAUCUGGAGCAUUAUUUGUUAAAGCCAAUUCAGUGUUAACGAGAUAUAGGCAAAAAAAUAUUACGACGAAGUACAAUAAAAUUUUGGAAGCUAUGCUAGUCAGUGCAUUAACGACUACACUGUGCUUUGCUAUUAUGUGGGCUGUUCGUGACUGUAGCCCGCUAGCAUAUACCAGCAGUUCUUUUCCCUUGAAAAUGAUGUGUGCAGAUAAUGAGUUCAAUUCAAUCUCUUCGCUACUAUUUUCAACACCUGAGCGUUCACUAAGGACCUUACUCCAUGAUCCACCAAUGACGUACAGCAUUUUUGUAUUGACAGUAUUUGUGUUUGUGUACUAUUUCUUGGCCUGUAUUACCUUCGGUUUAUCAGUUCCAGCUGGUUUAUUUAUUCCGUCCUUGCUCAUUGGUGCGGGUUGGGGGAGAAUUAUAGGAAAUGUAAUGCAUACUGUCGAUCCUGUUCAUUUUUCGGAUCCCGGGAAAUUCGCUCUAGUCGGAGCUGCAGCACAAUUAGGUGGUAUUGUUCGUAUGACUUUAAGUCUGACAGUUAUUCUUAUGGAGGCUACAGGAAAUGUGAUUGUCGGCUUACCUUUGCUAAUGACCUUGACUGUUGCGAAGUAUAUGGGGGACUGUUUAAGUGAAGGUAUAUACGAUGAACACAUUGGACUAAGUAGCCUGGCUCUACUUCCCUGGACACCACAUUCACUAGCUAUAACUAAACGAGCUUAUGAUUUGAUGUCCAAUCCCGUUGUAUUUUUACAUCCUAUUAUGCGUGUCAGUGAUUUAGUUGACCGUAUUUCUAACAAUUUACAUCAUGGAUUUCCAGUUGUUGUUGGUUCUACAGAUCCGUCCAGAUUUUCAUAUGGCACCUUAGUCGGCAUGAUUUCAUCUGAGCAUUUAGCACUUUUACUACAAAAACGCGCCUUCUGUAAAGACGGCCAUACAGUUUACACUAUGCGUUAUGAAGAUUAUGAUAAUACCUAUCCAUCGUAUCCUAAGUUGGCCGAUGUUCUGGCUAACUUAUCGUAUGAAGAUAUGGACGCUUAUUUGGAUUUGAGACCUUAUAUGUGUGAAGCACCGUAUAGUGUUCCAGAGACUAUGACAAUGACUCGUGUCUAUCACCUCUUCCGUCUUCUGGGCCUUCGACAUCUACCUGUUGUUGACAAUCAAAAUCAAGUACUAUGCUGAUUUUUAUACUUUUGAAUUCAUUUUAAUCAUAUCUUGUUUAUAGCUUGUAAGCAUUGCAGCUAAAGUAUUGUGCAUGUUAAUCGCGCUCUAAAUCACCACAUCAUCAGGCAGCAUAGGUAGAUUGACUUGGGAGAAGAAUUGAAAGUUCAGACUAGGGAGAUAUAUAAAGAUCAUCUGUAUUGGCAAGUGUGUGUCUCUGUACCACUAGCAAAUUUGACUGAUGCUUUUAUCAGACUUUCUAACAUUCAGCUUGUUGGUUUCUACGCAUUUGGUAUUAAUAAUAACUAACGACUAGUUCAGUCAAACAAAUUAUAAUACACAGAAGCACUUUAUGUCACUCUGUAUGGGUUCCAGUGUUUUAGAGAAAGGUUCAGCCUAGGUUCCUAAUGGUUCAGAAAAUCAAGGAUAGUAAGCUUAUGUCAUUAUUCAUCACUAAUCAAAACGUUAGAAAACAAGAAGUUUAACUAAAAUAUUUCUUCGGUGGUUUUAUUGUUUCCUUCGGCCUAUAAUUUAGCAUAGUUGCAAUUAUUUAAUCCGAUGCUGGUGGCAAAGGUGCGAUUUAACUGAGGUUAUAAUUUUUUUUCAACUUGGUAUGAACACUUGGAAGUGUGAUGAGAGAGUGAGUAUAGUAACCAAAAUAAUACGUAAUCAAGAAUGUAAUUACGUAAUAUAUAAAAUAGUUAUUAUCGACAAAAGUGAUUAUGAUAUACAAAGUAGCCGAUUAUGACAGUAUUGUACACUUUCCAAGUGUUGAUUUGCAAGGAUUUGAUCGAUCUCAAUUUUGACCAUGAAUUGACCUCAGUUAAAGAACCAGAAGAUACUGAAUAACUGUUUCGUCCUUGUCUGGGACUGUUCAGCAUUACGCACCUAUGAGCCCAAUCAGGGAUCUGACCCCAGGACCUUGAUGUUACAAGGCGAACACGUAUACCAUACAGUCACUAGGACGGAAUACAACGGCCCAAUAACUCUGACUAGCUAAAAUUGUCCCAGUGGUUGAAACUGUGAACUCCUGCAAAUAGCAGUGUGUGCUAAUUUUCUAAAAUUGCAAUGUACUUGUUCUAAUUCAAGAAAAUGUAAUUGCAUAGGAUGAGUGUCUUCUUGUGAUUCCUUGUAUCAAUUUAUACGCAUGUACCACCAACAUCAACACCGGAAUUAUUAUUAGAUACAUGAAUAUAAUAAUUACUUUAUCGUGUAGCCACCGAGUAUUUUCUUAAAAUUCACUUUAUUUUCAUCUAACCAAAAUAAUUCUUUUAGGUUCGCGGAAUCAUUACACGAAAGGACCUAAGACGUUUUAAAUUUCAAUUUGUCGGUGAUGAGUAUCGUGUGGAAGAGUUGAUUUUCUCGCGUAAAAUGUAAUAAAUUACACUUAAAACACUUAAAAGU